Ricinus communis (castor bean) is the source of this 3165-nucleotide messenger RNA. RefSeq names its product TBC1 domain family member 2B. The record is from RefSeq and is a predicted model, not a curated record. Lineage: Eukaryota; Viridiplantae; Streptophyta; Magnoliopsida; Malpighiales; Euphorbiaceae. The coding region runs from base 293 to 2974 and encodes 893 amino acids. The transcript has 18 exons.
UGCUUAUGUUUCUCAUAUAAUUCUCUCUUUGACAAAUUCUCUCCUUUUCAUGAAAUUGAUAACUCUUUUUGUCUCAUCCAUUGCUAACAAUGAUGUUUGGAACAUCUUUUACAGCUCUUGAUUAUAUGGAAUUUAACCGAGGAUGAUAAUGAUAUUCUCUUACUAGGUUUAGGUUAGAUUGUAUAUCUCUGUCUAGGAAUCGAAUCAUAUAUCAGAUUGGUGCCAUAGAGUAGAGAAGAGAAGAGGAGAAGAGAGCUAUGGGCGGUUGUAGAUUUAGAUUUGUAUGUAAAGUAUGUUGUUGUCCUUGUUGAGUAGGCGCUCAUUGGAGGUUGAUUCCAGAGAUGCCUAUGGAUUUGCUUUGAGACCUCAACACGUUCAAAGAUAUAGAGAGUACCUUAACAUCUACAAGGAGGAAGAAGAGGAAAGAGCAGAGAAGUGGAGGGUCUUCCUUGAACAAGAAGCAAAAUCUGAUCAUUUAUGCUCAUCUGAAGAAGAAGAGGAAUCUGGAGAGAGGUUGCAGGCUAAAACUGCUGAAUUUGGAGAAAAGACCAAUUUACAAAGGGGUCAAGUUGGGGAUGAUUCAAGUGCAAAGAAGUCUGAUUCCGAUGGUUCAACAGAUUGUGAUCCUGGGAAGGAGGUGCAACUUUCAGAGGAACCUGAGAAAGUGGUGCAAUUUUCAAAGGUGCACCAGGAAGAGGUGCAAUCUUCAGAAGAGCCUGGAAAGGAGGUAGAACAUUUUAAAGGAUCGCAAAAAGAGGACAAGAUUUUAAAGGAACCCAAACGGGUGGUGCAACACUCAGAAGGACCAGAAAGUGAGGUGCAUUCUUUAGAGAAACUAGAAAACAAGGUGCAGCAUUCAGAAGAACAAGCAAAGGUGCAGUUUCCAGAAAGACUAGAAAACGAGGUGCAGCAUCCAGAAGAACCAGAAAACAAGGUGCAGCUUUUAGAAGAACCUAGAAACAAGGAGCUGCUUUCAAAACAAGCAAAGGCAGGUAAGAUUCAAACAUGGUCUGGGACUAGACUAUCCCUCCAUGCCAUUGAAAGUAUGAUGACUUCACGUGUUAAGAAGGUAAAGAAUAUGAACCACAAGCAAUUCGUUGCAAGCCAAGAUAAUCUUCUGUCAACAAAAGAGGCAGAACUUGUAGGUGGAGAACUCAAAGAGGAUGUUGAUGGGGACAUCUCUGUUAAGGUUACUUCAGAUGAAAAGAUCAAAACACCCGAAGAGUACAAUAUUAUGGAUGAUGAUACCUCCCCAGAACUGUUCUUUCAUUGGAAAGAAGAACUUGAGUUCCUUGUUCAUGGGGGAGUACCAAAGGAUCUUAGAGGAGAGGUAUGGCAAGCCUUUGUUGGCAUAAAGGCACGUCGCGUGGAGAGAUAUUAUGAGGAAUUGCUGGCUGAAGAAACUAAUGAUGAUGAUUGCAAGGACCAUUGUGACUCAACUGGCGCAGCCAGGAAAUGGAAAAGGCAGAUUGAGAAGGAUAUACCGCGAACUUUCCCGGGUCAUCCUGCUUUGGAUGAGCAUGGCAGGGAUUCCUUGAGGCGUUUGCUUUUAGCUUAUGCACGACAUAAUCCCUCUGUCGGGUAUUGUCAGGCAAUGAAUUUCUUUGCUGGACUAUUGCUACUUUUGAUGCCCGAGGAAAAUGCCUUUUGGACUUUAGUGGGCAUCAUUGAUGACUAUUUUGAUGGUUACUAUACAGAAGAAAUGAUAGAAUCACAGGUGGACCAACUUGUUUUUGAGGAGUUGAUGCGAGAAAGAUUUCCUAAACUGGUUAAUCAUCUGGAUUACUUGGGAGUGCAGGUGGCAUGGAUCUCUGGACCUUGGUUCCUUUCCAUCUUUGUCAAUAUGAUUCCUUGGGAAAGUGUUCUCCGAAUUUGGGACGUUCUUCUAUUUGAAGGCAAUCGUGUGAUGCUGUUCCGAACUGCACUUGCUUUAAUGGAAUUAUAUGGUCCAGCCCUAGUGACAACUAAAGAUGCUGGCGAUGCUAUUACUUUGUUGCAGUCCCUUGCUGGGUCAACAUUUGAUAGCAGUCAGCUGGUUUUUACUGCUUGCAUGGGUUUUUUGGCUGUAAAUGAAGCUCGAUUGCAGGAGUUGAGAGAAAAGCAUAGACCUGCUGUACUACUAGUAGUUGAGGAAAGAUCAAAAAGGGGUAGAGUAUGGAAGGAUUCUAAAGGCCUUGCAUCAAAGCUGUAUAGUUUCAAGCAUGAUCCUGGAUCACUAACAGAAGAAGAAAAGACUUGUGAAGGAGAUUCUAAAUCGGAGCAUCCUUCCUCUAAUCUAGAUGCUUUGCUUGGAGGCCUUACUGUUGACACUGAAGUAGAUUCACUACCGGACCUUCAAGAGCAGGUGGUUUGGUUUAAGGUUGAAUUGUGUAGGUUGCUGGAGGAGAAAAGAUCUGCCAUACUUAGAGCUGAGGAGCUGGAGACAGCAUUCAUGGAGAUGGUCAAAGAAGAUAAUCGACGGCAGUUGAGUGCAAAGAUUGAGCAAUUGGAGCAAGAGGUAGCCGAUCUUCAGCAGGCCCUUUCUGAUAAGAGAGAACAGGAAGCUGCAAUGCUUCAGGUCUUGAUGCGGGUAGAGCAAGAACAGAGGAUAACUGAAGAAGCUCGUGUACGUGCUGAGCGAGAUGCAGCUGCUCAGAGAUAUGCAUUGACUGUACUUCAGCAAAAAUAUGAGAAGGCCAUGGCUUCAGUCACUCAGAUGGAGCAAAGGGUAGUCAUGGCAGAAUCAAUGUUGGAGGCUACCUUGCAAUAUGAAUCUGGUCAAUCUAAAGCACAAUCUUCUCCCAGGUUAGCUCAUUGUCGAAGUUCCACAUCAGAGAGCCCAGGAAGAAGGAUGAGUCUAUUGAAGUUUGGCCUUGGUUGGCGUGACAGAAACAAGGGCAAACCUAAUGAGGAGUUUGGUGAUGGUAUAUCCAAUAUUGAGGGAAAACAGCCAAACUCUUUGCAGAAAGAAAGUGGAGACCAAGAGAAGAUGUAGGGGAAAGUUUUCAGAAGACCUCUGCGUCUUGCAUUUAUAGCAGUUUGGGACCUGCUGCCCAAGAACACACUAGUUUGUAUCUGUAAUUAUGCAUACACUGACUGUAGGAGUAAGGAAGCCAUAUAUUCUCAUGAACUAGUCAAUGUCGAUUUACAGUAGUUAAAGCAAUUCUUUGCUCUUCUCUUCUUCAA